CGUCACUCCGAGUCUCACUCUACCGACUGACACAAAGUAAAGAUGUGACCUUUAGCGGACAGUCUUCGGAUUGCAUUGGAUACCCAGUGGCUACCGGUGACCACAGGCAGCAACAUGAUGCAUAUCAGCGACCGACUUUUCAUUCGGCCAAAGGCAAGUAAACCCACGUUUUCGCAAGCGACAUCGUCACCCAUGCGUUCGGUCACUUCAACACCACCCGCUUGAGUGAGGACUUGCAUAGUGUCAUCUCGCAUUCCAGUGUAUCAUUUCCACAUUCAAUUCAGCUUUAUUAUGGAGUCUUCUGAAACUCUGGAAAGUAAAGCCGAUUUUUUUAAAGCUCUAGAUGCCGUUUGGGAUGACGACCAAGAUGAACCCGACAAGGAGCAAUCAGAGCUGAGGAGGCGCUAUCGAGAUGCUCAAAUUCGGCGCGAGAGCACAGAUGCUCCUCGCGCGACGACUUCUGAUGCAUCGAGCUCACAAGCCCAAGUCUCUGAAGCCCAAGAUUCUGUCAGAAUUCCUGCACAGACUUCCAUUGGCAUGCCUCGCGAGCAUUCCAUCAAGCCCAUCUCGCGGGUGCACUCAGAGCCAAACCCAGCCACAUUAGACAUCUCCCGUGACAAAACCAUCAAAGGAACGCCACUUAACAAGAUUGCUCAGAUGAAGGCCCGGCAGGGCGAUCUUGCGGUGACAGCCAAGACCACCUCCUUCAUCGAAGAGACGCCAGCGGCUGGAGCAAGACGGAAUGGUGCCAAACAGCCUGCAACAUUGCGUCGAAUCGCAACGAGCCCGCUCCCUAUUUCCAGCCCGUCGGUCAGGGAGUCGCAAUCAGCGGCGUCGGCAGGCCUGAGGAAGACAAAAAGGAAACGAAACUCAAGCGGGCUCGCUGGUAGCAGCACUGUGGACGAUAUUGUUCCUGAAGAGCGUCGGGUAUUCAAGGACUUGUCCUUCUUCUACAUACCAAACGAUGACAUCGCCCCGGCGCGAAGACGCCGCAUAGGUAUAGCUCAAAAGUUUGGCGCACGAUGGGUCAGAAAGCCAGAGCUGGCCACUCAUGUUAUCGUUGAUAACGGUUUCACCUACAAGGACAUUGAGAGCAUCGUUUCUCCAAUUAUGACUGUCUCUGAUGGCCAAGUUCCUCCGGCAAUUGUGAGGGAAAACUUCCAGGGCGACUCUGUUGAGAUUGGGUUUGUUGUCAACCCUGACCAGCCCAAGUAUCAUGUCCGAGGCUGUCCUCUGCCAUUAAACGGACGAAAGAAUGAGAUAAAAGGGCCAUCACCAACACCGGGGAUCACCGAGACAACUUCCAGUCAAGGCAACCCUCCAAGCUCAGGUGAAUUGCUUCGGGUGAAAAACAGCCAUCGGUCCAGACGAUUCAACCGUAGACAGGUCACGCCAGUCGCUACCCCGCCUCGGGAAGCCGAGGCAGAGAUCACCAGCGACGUAAAUGGUGUCGGGGAUACAACAAAUAUUAACGUUGUACCCUCGUCAAAUAAGACUCCUGAUGAGGGCAAUAUUGAACAAGGCCCCACAAACAUCGAACAGAAUUCCCAGGAGGCUACCAAUAUAGGUGUCAGAGAUGAGCUCACAUCCUGCAUCGAAUUUACGGCACGAUAUAAGAAUCUGCCGCUAGAUGAAGAUGAAGAUGACGCCAAUUCUCUGAGGGACUCUGAGUCUCCUGAUUCGGGCAACGAUGGCAGUGGAUCUGAGGAAGAGCGUGAGACUAAGAAACAGAAAGCAGCACCUAAACCCAAACCUGGUUCUAAAGACAUUGAAUGGAAAGACAGGUUUGCUUGUCACCGUGGCGGUACUAUCGACAGCAGAGGUCACACUGCAGUGGACUCAGUGAACCCAAACGCGCGCACAAUCGAAAUUUUACAACAAAUGUGUGACUAUUACUCGCAAAUCAACGACCACUGGCGAACCACGGCCUACAGGAGAGUAAUCAAUACUUUGCGGCGACAAAAGCACAAAAUUACAACCGAGGAGGAGGCAGUCCGCCUCCCCAGUGUCGGGUCUCGUCUGGCCAAGAAAAUUGAGGAGAUCGCAGCGACGGACCGCCUGCAGCGACUAGAGCAUGCACUCAAUGAGCCUCUCGACAGGGUGCUCCAGCUGUAUUUGGGAAUCUACGGUGUUGGUCUUACGCAGGCACGACGUUGGAUCUCCCGGGGCUUUCGCACGCUUGAUGAUCUGAAAAGACCCGAAGCCAACCUGAACAAGAACCAGCGCAUGGGACUGGAGCACUACGAAGAUCUUAACACACGCAUCCCGCGGUCCGAAGUAGAAGCCCUGGGCUCAUUAGUACAGCGCGAAGCAGCCAAGAUUGACGACCAGGUUGAGCUGCUCGUCGGUGGGAGCUAUCGCCGCGGAGCUAGCAGCUCAGGGGACGUCGACUUCAUCGUCACCCGAAAAGGCACUGUCAGCACGGAUGAGCUGGUGCCCUUUCUGGACCGGCUGGUUGAGCGCCUGACCGAGACGGGGGUAGUUGUGGCCACGGUUGCAGCGCUUCACGUCAACAAAUUAGGGGCCAGCAAGUGGCACGGCUGCUGCGUUUUGCCGCCGGAGGAGAUGCCCUUACAGACCGGUGACGGCGAUGGUGGGCGAGAAAAGCAGAAUUACAAGCCAGUCUGGCGGCGCGUUGACUUUCUUUUGGUGCCCGAGACGGAGUACGGCGCGGCGCUCAUCUACUUCACAGGGAAUGACCUCUUCAAUCGCAGUAUCAGACUGCUGGCGUCCAAGAAGGGCAUGCGGCUGAACCAACGGGGCCUGUAUUUAGACGUUAUGAGGAGCCGGGGUAGGGAGAAGGUGACGGAUGGGCAGUUGAUUGAGGGAAGCGAUGAAAGGAGGAUCUUUGAAAUCCUCGGGGUCAAAUGGAGGGAGCCAUGGGAAAGAUGGUGUUAAUGAAUUGAAUGUCACGAUGAUUAUAUAGGCUUCAUGUGCGUCCCUUACAUACAGUACCUACCCUGGACUGUAUUGCACUUUUAUGCUUAUAGUGGGAAGGACCCUGUCAAGCCUGUGCUCGUCGAAAAAGGGGUCCUGCAAUUGAGUCAAGGUUGUGUCUCGCUGGGCGCAAAAUUGAUCAGAUUUUCU
Pyricularia oryzae 70-15 is the source of this 3087-nucleotide messenger RNA. RefSeq lists its product as uncharacterized. Gene Ontology annotation, molecular function: DNA-directed DNA polymerase activity; DNA binding. The transcript has a single exon. Gene Ontology annotation, biological process: double-strand break repair via nonhomologous end joining. NCBI's taxonomy places the organism in Eukaryota, Fungi, Ascomycota, Sordariomycetes, Magnaporthales, Pyriculariaceae. The coding region runs from base 292 to 2898 and encodes 868 amino acids. Gene Ontology annotation, cellular component: nucleus. The record is from RefSeq and is a predicted model, not a curated record.